AUGCGCGAGUUUAUGGACUAUGUCCACAGCGCCUUCUACGAAGCUACGGGCUGGAACCGCGACAACUCGUACGCGGCGCUGAAUGCGACCACCGAUGCACUCCUGAAUUUUCAGACCCCCCGUGGGCUGCGGCUCACCCUCUCCGCUCUCGCAAGCCCCAACUUUGCGACAUCCUAUCAGCUCGGUUCCGUUGGCAUCGUUGAUGGCUCCAUUUCGUACCUCUUCUCGUCAGUCCCGCUACGACUUCUCCUCACGCCACAAUCGGAAACAGUAAAUCUACCGGAGCUUCUGCGCUCAUUCCGACCCCUCGCCGAGCUCCCCCACCGAACCGAUCCCUUGCUGCAGACACCAAAGGACAAGCCUGAAUCAUCACUUUUGUAUGGCCGACUCUACCUCCCCCAGUCUCUCGUCGAGGCAAUGGUGGUUAGACGGAUAUCGCCCGCGUUGCAGGUUCAGCUGAGUGCCGUGUCUGCGCAACACCUUAGAAACGGAGGGACAGUUCUGGGGCUGGCGCAGUACGAUGUGGGAAAGUAUGCCCUAGAAGGACUGGCCUCUUCGGAUGGAGGACUUUUGGGCUUCAGAGGAGUGUACAACUUUGGCGGCGAUGCCGAAAACCCGUCGGCACCGAAACUCGCCGACAAUGGAAAUGGUGAGAGGGAGAGGGAGAGGAUAUACGGGCGGUUCAGCACCGGCGGAGAAUUCUAUUACGGCACGCUGAAUAAGUCUGGUGGGAUCAGCCUGGGAACUCGUUUCGCGACAUUACCCUCCCACACGGGUACGCCGUUAUCCGCAACGCUGACCCUCAACCCCCUGAUGGGUAAUAUCAGCGCGAGUUACGCCGUGGUGGCCGGCAGGCAUUGUAGCCUCGCCACGCGGAUGGAGUUUAACGUCUUUAGUUACGAGAGUGCCUGGGCCAUUGGUAUGGAACUCUGGCGGAAACCGUUUACGAGACCUGUCUUGGACGAAGAUGUCGAUCCCGGUCGACCAAAGGAGCGUAGCUUCCAAGCAAAGCUCGAGUGGCGGUUGGACGAGCCGGAGCCAGUUGUCGUCAAACCCCCAAAGGAAGAGAUUGAUCCAGACAAGCCCGAAGAGGAGAAAUACGCCGGCGUACUCAAGACGCGGUUGGACCAGAACCUCCGAAUAGGGGUGCUCUGGGAGGGGCGGGUCAAGUCCCUCCUAUUCAGUCUGGGAAGCGGAAUCGACCUGCGGAAACUGGACAAACCCUUCCGGACCCUUGGAUUGGAAAUUCAGUUCUCUUCAUGA
Molecule: messenger RNA, 1263 nt
Organism: Fusarium vanettenii 77-13-4
Lineage: Eukaryota; Fungi; Ascomycota; Sordariomycetes; Hypocreales; Nectriaceae
Exons: 2
Coding region: 1-1263 (420 amino acids)
Biological process (GO): establishment of mitochondrion localization; mitochondrial outer membrane translocase complex assembly; phospholipid transport
Cellular component (GO): ERMES complex; SAM complex
Source: RefSeq, a predicted model, not a curated record